Messenger RNA from Pelobates cultripes (western spadefoot toad), 19109 nucleotides. The record is from the annotation of a GenBank genome assembly. NCBI's taxonomy places the organism in Eukaryota, Metazoa, Chordata, Amphibia, Anura, Pelobatidae.
GCGAUAGGCUGGUCUGGUGGGCGUGCCUCGAGCUCGUGGCUCCUUGACGUGUCGAGAACACGCCCCCCCUCCCCUUCACGAGCGCGCGCUCCGGGUUAUCGAAGGAUAGGCACAGGCACUACUGUGCGCGCGCCCCCGCCCGCUGCACCUUUCGCCCACAACCACCGUUACAGUCUCGAGACACCCGCGGAGUGCGAGGAGGAUUCUGGGUACACCCCGUGUAUGUGCGGCAACAACAUGUCCGCACCCCUGCCUGCCAUUGUGCCUGCUGUCAGGAAGGCCACGGCCGCGGUGAGUAAUCUCCCACCAGCCCCCCCCAAGUAAUGGGGGUUAUAUUAUAGGGUGUAUUGCCCCUCCCCAAUGCUGCUAAUCUGUGCAGGAUCCCCAGUGUCCCUCUAAGGAAUGACUCCCAGGGUUCCCCACAGCACUCACACAGCCUGGGCUGGGAAGUUUGGGGAGUUCCUGGCAAAGUCCUCUCCAUGCAGUGACCGUGUCCUGUGUUUGGGUAACUCACUAGACAGACAGCUAACUUGUCACCCACCAUAGGGGGCCAUGGCCAGGUUAGGACUUAUUCAAUAACUAGACAAAAAUGGGGAAACAAGUACUGGCAAGGGCAUUUCAUUUAAGAAAUCACGUGGUGUCACUUUUUGGGGUAAAUGUUGAAGUGUACUGGUUUAAAUAUUUGACAGUAAAAAAAAAAAUAUAUAUAAAUUUAAGUUUUGGGGAAUUAUUAAUGGAAUAUAAAAUUGUAAGCUGCAGAAGAUCUAAGUUGGAUAUUUGUUUCUGUUUGCACAUUCGGCAAUUUUUUUUUUUUUCAUAUUUCCUGCAUUGGUAUGUUUUUUUUUGGGUUUUUUUUGGGGGUUUACAGUGGUUUAAUUCUGGUGCUCUGUCUCUAGGCUGGAACCUUUUCCUAAGGUUCGAUGUAGUCCCCAACAGCAGUAAUUCCACUAUCAUUGAUUAGAACCCUUUUAUUUUGGGAGUGUCCCUUACAAGGUCAUAAAUGUAUUAGCAUGUGAUUUACCUAAAAGUUAACAGCAAGAUGAUCCAAUAUUGCAACUGGGCAAGAAGUUUGUGAUUAUUGCAGAAGUGUUGGUUAAAUCAGUUUUUCAAGUUUUCUUUGUGUUUUGUGUCUGUCGACCAAAAAACAUCUAUGUUGGUAGUAUUUUGGCUGAUUCAUGUAUGCAGGAUGACUUACUUCAUAUAGAAGUCAAAUGUGAAUAAUACAUUUUUCUUGGACCUUUUUGAAAACUUGUGAACACAUUACCAAACCCCUUUGUUCACAUUGAAUGAUUAGUGUCUGAUAGUUGGAUUCUGUGCCCUUUGAACACCCACCUAGCGUCUUAUGCCAAUUUGAAACCUACUGUUCAGAAUCAGAUACAAUACCUAUUAGUCAGCCUCCUACCAAUGUCUGCUCCCACGUUUGUCUGAAGCUUAUCUUGUUCUAUCUCUGCAGGCGUUCAAUAACGACAAAAUUCUUAUAAUGUUGUUUUGCUUCACCGUGAGCAGUCUAUUCUGCUCUUCACAUUACUCUAUGAAAGCAAUUGUAGACUCAAAAUAAAAUGUAUACUGAAGACUGUUCUAUAGUAAUUUGAUAUUAGUUACAGCAAUGCCUUGCAUAGCUCUGCAAUCAGAACUGUCUGUCUAAUAAUCUGUGAGCCAUCUGCUCUUCCAUUCUAUAAGGCCUUUAAUAAUUUAGUCUUAACCAAUGACAUUUUUGUUGCACUGUGACCUUGAAAAUGGUAUUUUGAUAUUGUUGCUGGCUUUUGUUUAGAAUCGUUUUGUAUAUCAGUUAAUAAAUGUGCUAUAGUUGCAUGUUUAUGACCAGAGACUGCAUAUCUUUUCCCAUACAUUACCUUUAACAAACACCGCUCGUGUGGUUUCAAGAUAUCUUUAUAGCAUUUGAGAUGUAAAUUGCCUACAUUUGUAAUGUACUCAUUUAGCAGUCUCGUUGUUCAGAGACUACCACAACAAAUUUGUGCUGUGUAACUGUCACUUCUCAAUCUUAAAAAGGACUGUUGGUGUUUAAAUUAAUACCUUUGUCUGUAAUGAUAAAUCCGGAUAAACUAAGUCGAUUUGUUUUGGUAGAGAUGCAUAUCAUUCUGGCAUACUCUUAUUUAUAAGUUAUUUUAGGGGGGAAAACCCCAAUUUUCUUCUAAUAUUUUGGUUUAAUUUCCCAUGGCACGUCUUCCCAUUUUACUUAGACACAAGAUGUCUUCUUAAUCCUCCUGCUGGUUCUCUGUUCCUAUAACAUGUUUGGCUUUACUUUGAGCCAUGGAAGAGCGUUGAGCAGCUCUUAUGCUACACUUUCUGGUGAUAUUUUCCUGGUGUCCCAUAUUUAAGGCAGAAUGGACUGUUGGGGGAAGGUAUGUAGGGUAGUUGCUGUAACAUAAAACAUGGCAACUUCUUCUCAUCAUAGAGUUCUGUCAGUGAGGGUGGGGGGACCACCAAAUCUUUAAUAUAUCUUUAUAUGAUUUUUCACAUGGUUAGACAGACAAAAACUAGAGGCACCUUUGCUUCACUAUCCGAAUAAAACUGGAUUCAAUGCUUUCCUGUACUCUAAGCUGGAAAGAUGCAAGUACACAAAUAGAGAGGGUGGGGCUACUCUAGUGUGUAUAUUUAAUAUAGACUAAAAAAAGACUAGGGUCCACUCAACCUUUUUACACAUCUGUUUCUGCUGUUGAUCCUAAAGGGUCAGAAAACGUAAUUCUUGAGCUCAAAAUGGCAAUUCCGAUUUUCUCCUUGUGUUAAAAAGUUUUUGUCCACAUGCUAUUUGUAUUGUAUAUUGUUAAACUAGAUGUUUAAUAUUUUGUUUUGUUUCUAUUUUAGGUCAUAUUCCUGCAUGGCCUGGGAGAUACUGGGUGUGUACAUGUUUGCAAAUAUGCCUUGUUUAUGUAUUUUGUUUUUUAACCAGUCAACAUAUUUAAUUUCUUCUAUGGUCAUCAUUUAAUUCUAUAUAUCUAAUACAAGCAUGUACAAAUACAUCAAGAAAUAAUAGUAUAUGUGUGUAUAUGUAUGUAUGUAUAUAUAUAUAUAUAUAUAUAUAUAUAUAUAUAUAUAUAUAUAUAUAUAUAUAUAUAUAUAUAUAUAUAUAUAUAUAUAUAUAUAUAUAAAAAAUCACUGACACCUGACUUAGUUAUGUUUUUGACUUCGAACUUGAAUCUUCAUGAUUGUUUACUUGUUUUUGGAAAACGGUUAAGUAGAACUCAUGUCAUUUUGAUCUUCUAUUUUCUUAGGCGGUAAGAAGGUGGUUGUAACAUAGAUGUGUAAAGUAACCACAAAAUAUAGGAGCCUUAUAGCCAAUGGUAUGUUUUUUGUUGUUGUUUUUUUGUUUAACCGUGUGGAUACUCUCAUUCUAUUUAGUAUUUUAUUAUGAGCUUUGUUUGCACAGAGAAUCAUAAUAGGUCUCCAGGCAAAACCAUACAUAGUGUUCUCCCCUGUUCUGCACAGCACAUGGCAAAUUAAAGGGGGGGAUUCUUACCUCCCAUACAGGUCUGUAAGGUUUUGGUGGGGCAUGCAGGCUCCUCCUACUCAACAUGGUGACUUGGCAUUAAGUAGGAGGAUCAUUUUGUCACAAAAUGGUUUUAUUUGUUAGAAGUUAUGAAGGAACAGAAACUCUUUAUUCUGGUUAGAUCACCUCACUGGUAAAAGUUCCAUAGACAAGACUUCUAAUGAUACAUAUCCUUUUACCUUAAAGUGUCAUUAGUUGUAAGCUUGUUUCAAUAGUUGUAAAGUAUUAAGGAUUAUUGAAGUGCUAUAUAAAUGCUAAUAAUAAACAUAGUUAAGAAAAUAAAUUCUGAUUGUUUGCAGCAGUAGUGAAAUAUGACUUGCCUUUGAAACAUCAGUAAUGUAACAGGCAGUAACAUUUCUUCUACAGGGAUUGUUAUAUGCAAGAGAAUCUGCAGUUCAGCCUAGGCGGAACAAGUCCCUCCUUCACCCUGGAAUGUUUUAGACAAUUAUGUAAGCCCAUUAUCAGUUUUUCAUGGUACCCAAGUGUAUAUUUUUUUUUUUUUUUUGUAGAGAAAGGUGUAGGUUUAAAUAUCUACUGCCCAUUUACUUAUUCCUCAGGUAACUUUCCAGCAGCGAUGUACAAUAUUAGCGCCUAUAUUUCACACAUUUGACUAUACAUAACAACUUUCCAGCAGCGAUGUAAUUACAAGAUUUCUAAUACUCGCACAAUAAGCCUAAAAGAAAAGUGGUUUGUAACGUACUGAAGGUAAAAGGAAUUGCAAUCCUACAUAUCUUACAGAAGCUGGAGAGCUACUUGUUUGCCAUCAUUGAUCUGUGGUGUAAUCAACUUCAUCAAAAUAUUCAGCCUUAAAUUGUUGUCUUGAUAUUUUUGCAUAGUUCUAAGUGUGCAUUAUCUUUAUAUUCAACAGGCAUGGCUGGGCAGAAGCGAUGGCAAGUAUCAGAAGUCCACAUGUCAAGUACAUCUGCCCACAUGCGUAAGUUUUGUUUGCUCUGUGUUGCUGUGCAGAAUUUUAAACUGGAAAUCAUGUGAAUACAUACAAUGCCAUGUAUAGAUAAUUCCCUGCCCCUCUCUUUUGCACAUAUACACAUUUAUGCUGAUUAACAUUUACUCUGCAGCUGAAAAUCCUCUCCACAACAAUUCUUCCAGCACUAUUUUUCACUGAGAUUAGAAUGAAUACAAUACUGGCUUUUAUGCACAUGUAGCUUUUUGCAUUUCAAAAAGUAAAAUGUUAUCAUUGUGUAGAGAACCUUUUCCACAUGUUUGCUUUGUCUUCCAAUUUUCAACAGUAGUUUGUGUUUUCCUUAUAAAAAUAAAUAAAAUAUGACGAGUCAGAUAGAAAUGGUAUGAGCUAACUUAUGCGAGGGAGCUGAAAAAACAGCACUGUGGGUCUGGGAAUGUUUCUUUGCAAGCUUGCUUAAGUCUUUGAAUGUUUUGCUUGUCUCAAUGUUUCAGUGCCAGUGUGAGUUUCUGUAUGAUGGAUUAGCAAAUCUAUACAGUUUGUUCAUGACCAAUAAGUAAAUCAUGCUGUUCCUCUCGUGGUAAGAUUUGUUUUGUUUGUUUCUACAAAAAGGAAACGUUUUCAUGUAUAGAUAAUAAGCGCGAAUAAAAAAAAAAACACAUUACCAUUGCGUGCUUUUUUUUAUUACAUGGGUGCUUGAUUUGCAUUUUUACAUUUUUCUUUUCCUUUUAGGCCCGUCAUGCCAGUCUCCCUAAAUAUGAACAUGGCAAUGCCUUCCUGGUGAGUAUUGAUGUGCUGUCAUACUUUUUUUUUUUAUUAUUAUUUUUUAUUUUUACCACCUAGUUUAAACAGAGUUUUUCGUAUUCUUGUUCUAGAUAAUUAUUAAAUGGUGUAUUCAAUGUGUAAAGUUCAGUUUUUUGUAUGCAAAAGUAUGCAUACAAUGUGUAUGAAUAGUGUGGUAAGCAUUGAAGUGCAGUUCCUUAUUUUUUUUCUUUCCCAACUUUCAUCUUUAUUGAGUUAUCAAUAGUUUAAAGAGACAAUUAUAUUACAAGUAGAAUGUGUACAGUUCCAUACAGUGUGCAAUAAUAGGUUGACAGUUGUCAAAAUUCCUGUAGGAAAACAAUUGUCAACAUUUCUUUGUUUUCCAAAAUAAUAGUAAAUCAUACUGGAAAAUCUACUGCAUUAUAAACAAGAAUAUAGACCUUGAAAUAAACAAAUCAAAUUAUACCCACUACUUGUUUUGUUUAAUUUAAACACUGAAAAUGGAAAAGUGCAGUUAUUUUUAAUGUGAACUUGAACCUAGAGUCGAUGCCGACAGUCUGACGUGAGGGAGGGAUAGUGCGAUUAUUUAUAUAUAUAUAUAUAUAUAUAUAUAUAUAUAUAUAUAUAUAUAUAUAUAUAUAUAUAUAUAUAUAUAUAUAUAUAUAUAUAUAUAUAUAUAUAUAUAUAUAUAUAUAUAUUAUUUAUAGCUGAGUUAUGGAAAGCCGUGACGAGUACCCUGUACGGAUCUAUUUUACAUUCAAAACUGAUAGGGUUAUUCACUAAACUCCAAACUGAGGCAGAUUGAAUUGCUAAAAUGUCACUAAAUCGAAGACAGAUACAUUUUUCAAAAACUUUUCUCAUUCAGUUUUAAUUUCCUAAAAUUCGGAUGUUCGUGACUUACCCUGUGGGAGCAUACUUUAUGAUCUCAUCGUUGCUCAUUUGCAUUUUUCUAAAACUUCUAAGGCUAAAUAAUAUGACUACCUGAAAAUAUGUAUGGAUUCCACCACGUCAUGUGGCCAUGUUGUGAUUGGUUAUCAAUAAUGCAAAAUUAUAGUUAAAGGGGAACUGUAGGCUUAAUUUUCGCAGUGAAGUUAUUGUGGUUCCUGGGUCCCCUCUUUUUGUGUUAAGGUGUCUAAAAAUGGUUUAACCCUGAACAAUGGGAUGGUGCAACAAGACUCCAGGUGUCAUAAACACUUGCAUUAGAUUAAGUAUUUAUGGUCCUUAGAUUAGUCCCUUUUACAGUUUUAAAAAUUAGCAUUUUAUAUGUUAUAAUUAGGGCAAUUCGUUGGUGACAUCAUGACAAAAUGAUCACAUGAUUGUUUCCCACUUCUCUCUUUAACCUUUUAUUUUUUUUAAAGGAGAACUAUAGGGUCAGGAACACAAACAUGUAUUACUGACCCUGUAGUGUUAAAACUACCAUCUAGCCUCCCUGGUCCCCUCUUGCCUCCCUAAAUAUAUUCAAAUCUUACUUGUAUUCAAGUCUGCAGCUCCUAGCUCUGCCUCUGUUUGCCUGUGAACUGGCUGUCUGUUGACCUCAUCAGAUGUGAUGGUCUAAAACAAUCACAAUGCUUCCCUAUUGGAUUGGAUGAGACUGUCAAGGAGGCAGAACGGGGCAGAGCCAACACAAGUCAAACAGCCCUGGCCAAUCAGCAUCUCCUCAUAGAGAUGAAUUGAAUCAAUGAAUCUUUAUAAGGAAAGUUCAGUGUCUGCAUGCAGAGGGUGGAGACACUGAAUGGCAGUGCUGCUUACUCUGCAACACUGCCCCAGGAAGCACCUCUAGUAGCCAUCUAAGGAGUGACCGGUGGAUUUAUCACUAGACUGUAAUGUAGACACUGCAUUUUCUCUGAAAAGACAGUGUUUACUGCAAAAAGCCUGAAGGGAAUUAUUCUACUCGCCAGAACAAAUACAAUAAGCUGUAGUUGUUCAGGUAACUAUAGUAUCCCUUCAAUGUACAUAUUUCUGUUUCAUUUUAAUACUUGCAAUGGGUUAUAAUUGUUGUAAUGUGGAUGCCUACUGUUUUCUUUUUUUUUUUUUUUUUUUAAAUAUAUAUAAAAAAUUUAUGUAAUUUAUUUGCAUUUUUUUCCUUCUGUCUUCUAAGAGAUGGCCUAUGCUCCCAAUGAACUGACUGAACUUUAAUGCAGUGUAUAACUUCACAGCUACUGAAUUCAAGCAACAAUCUGAGCGCUGUAGCUUUUAGCUCUGUUUUGUAAGAGCUUAUUUUACAGCAACCCUCAGUGAAUGUAGGCCAAGUACCAGUGAUCCUUUCUUUUGGCUAGCUUACAAAUAGUUGCCAUAUGCCAUUGAAUUUAAUAAAUAAAGCUAUAGACAUUUUUUGCAAUAUAAAAGUAAAAUAAACUAAAUCAGCAGUUUGUAAUUGUCAAUAUCCUUUCCAAUAAAAGGCUAAAAGUAAACUAAAUUUACUCUGGUUUGUGUUUAUUGCUUUUAUAUGUUUACUCAGAGGCUUUAAAAGUACCCAGAGAUUUUCAUGAAGCAAACAUUUAUUUCAUAAAUGGAAAUAAUUGGGGGGAGGAGGAGAUAAUAGAUCAGCUGCCCCCCUAAUGUAGAGCAGCCAGGAGUCCUGACAUGGAGGACUCUUUCUUCUUACAGGACUGGCAACUGAAAAUCUGUUACACAACUAUGUGUGUGACUGUUUAUGGGAGUAUGUAUGUCUGUGAUUUAUUGUCUGUGCAAAGCUAAUGCACUAGGCUCAGAAUUAUUAAAGUACCGUAUAGGGUUAAUGCUGUAUGUGCAGGUGUGGAGUCAGUGCUGGGCUAUAUAGAUGUUUGUGUCUGUGUAUAUGUGUGAAAAUUUAGUUUGAGAUCCCUGGGUAAAGCCUUCUAGGAUUAAACACUUAAUGCAGACAUUGUUGAGAAGGCACUAUUGGAUUCAGAUGUGGAAUAUGUAUUAACAGUAAAUGUAUUUUGUUAACCCCCCUCAUUUCCUUACAUGUAAAUUUAACCUUAUUUUUGUUUUCUAUUAAUGAGUAUUGUUUGCUACUAUAUAGCUAUUUUGGUAUUUUUAUGUAAAAAUGCAAUGCCCGUUAGUCAGAGGGAGCAGAUUGAAUAUAUUUUUGGUUAAAAAAAAAUACGUUACCUCUACAUGACAUACACGAAAUGUGAUGUCUUUUCUUGACCUACUUAUCAUAGGAGAAAGACACGAGAUCUCUUCAAACAUGAUUAUAAUCAAAGCCUAUUAUAAUACUGUUUUCUAAAGCUUUUUUUAUUUUGUUUCAUUUCCUUGUAGUGCUGCAGCAGGAAGAGCAAAUCUAUCAGGAGACUUGCAUAUAUCUACUUCCUCCUAAUUAAUUUUUAAAUUACCUGAUAAUUAAAAAUUCAUACUGUCCACAGGGCAAAGCAGCCUUGGCGUUCUCUGUACACGCCAGAGUUUUAGAAUUACAGCUCCUUAAGGCUUUAAGCACACACAAUUCUGUUUGGUAAUGCUAUGGCUUCAUUUAGUUGACGUAAUAGACUGGUAUGGAUGAAGGUAGCUUAAUUGUACCUGUCUGCAAUUUUUACUCAGGGCAUUAUGUCUUAAUUAUCUGUGUUUUUGAUGAUUUUAGGUUUGACAUAUUUGGGUUGUCUCCAGAUUCUCAGGAAGAUGGUGCUGGCAUCAAGCAAGCAGCAGAGAACAGUAUGCAUCAUUUGAUUACAUUUUAUUUAUUAAUUAUAGUUUACAACUAAAGCUUUAAAGGGACUCUCCAGUGCCAGGAAAACAAAUCGGUUUUCCUAGCACUGCAGGACCCUGCAGUGCCCCCUCCCCUCCCCCCCCACCCCAAAUCCCAUGUUGCUGAAAGGGUUAAAACCCAUUCAGUGACUUGCCUGAAUCCUAAUGGGCUCUGCCCACGCUUCUCCCCCACUGGCAACGGCCGCGUGCAUUAGACCUCCCCAUAGGAAAGCGUUAUUCAUUGCUUCCCUAUGGGGAUUCCAGCGACGCUGGAGGUCCUCAUGCAGAACGUGAGGACGUCCAGCAGCGUUUAAAACACCUUUCGUGUUUUAAGAACAUGGAAGUCCCUCUAGUGGCUGUCUGAUAGACAGCCACUGGAGGAUUCAAGACUGCAAGGUAAUUAUUGCAGUAAAAAUUGCAGGAUUAAGAGGGAUGGGAGUUGGCACCCAGACCACUCCAAUGGACAGAAGUGGUCUGGGUGCCUGGAGUGUCCCUUUAAUUUUAAGUAAAGGCAAGAGUUUGAAAUGUUUGUUACGCCUUAAAGGAACAAUAUAGUUUCAGGAAUACAAACUGGUGUGGCAGUUUAGGUCUGUAACGGAUCACCUGGCACCCCGACUGGGUACCUCCGUUAAAGGAUGCUCCUAGCGCUUCCUGAGGACUCCAAGCACUGCAGCAGACACCACAACCACCGAACCGGAGAAGCAUAUGAAUCCUCCCAAGCAUAUGAAUGCUUUAGACAGUUGAAUAGGAACCAUACGAAUAGGUUUACUCUCCUAGCAGUCAAACUGGAACAGCAUACAAUAAAUCCUUCCUCCAAUAAUGAGACGACACGUCACUUUGAGGGUUAAAACAGGAACUCCCUGUACUGUCACAUACAGUCUCUUUUAUUCCCAAUCCACAAACAUAGUACAGCCCACAGGGCGUUACAAAACAGCCAGUCAAUCCAUACAAUACACCCAGACACUCCCAAACAAAAUCCUCCCCUCUGCCUGUGAUAUGAUUACUGAACACAAUGGGUAAUCUAAUUAUCACAGCCAGAGAAAUACAGUUUCAUAAAACACAUCACAGGGACCCCAAAACAUGCAAUAACCCCAUAAAAAGUAUAUCCUUGGAACUGGGGGAUCUGGGUGAACCACAUAUCCAAAAUUCACCCAGAUCCGUUCAGUACUUUGGAAAAUACAGUUUAAUGCAGAUUCUGCAGAACAUAUACAGGCUAAAGGAAAAACAAUCACUGUAUAAUGUGUCCCCUGCUGUAUAGUCCAAAACCACUGCACGAUGUCUCUGUGCACCAAAUACUGGCGAGAUGGCACCGUGUUGAAAAGUCCAAACAGUGUCUGGGAGUUAAAAUGGCCGCCAUCCAUUGUUCUCACCAUGUGCUUCUGAUACAGGAAAUGGUGGCAACCCAGUAACUCCACAGUAUGUCCCCAGAUGGUUCUUAAAAAGGGCCAGCAGCAGCACAACACAAAUCCAUUAUGCCCAAAUCAUGUCUUUAAAGGGCAAUACAUCCCAGGGGCCAUAGUCACAUGGCAGGAGGCUGGCAACCAGGCUUCUCCAGUGCAUGGUGGCGAGGUUGGUUCCGCCACAAGGUCCCUGGCCCCGCUCCGAUUGAGCUGAAAAAGAGGUUUAUACUUGCGUUUUUUUUUUUUUUUUUUCCUCACACCACGCUGGUCUCUACAUGACUGGCUCCACCUCAAUGGUUGAGAUCAUCAGUCUUGAUGUCAGCCAAUCCAAUGUUUUCCCAUAGGAAAGAAAGGAUUCCUCACUGCACUGGUGCUGCGCAGCAUUUUCCAUCAAAAGAUGUGGAAUGUAGAAGUUGAAGGGUUCCCAAACAUCAUCUUGUCCUGAAAAUUGUUUUAUGAUGUUUGUAGAGCAUAAAGUAAGCCUGUUCAUUCAUAUCAAACUAUUUUAUUUUUUUAGUUAAAACUUUAAUAGACCAAGAAGUGAGGAAUGGGAUUCCUUCAGAUAGAAUCAUUUUGGGAGGCUUUUCUCAGGUGAGCUAUCAUUAAUGCGUGUGCUUAAAAUUUUAACUCCAUUUUACUUUUAAUGUGGUGUUUAACUUAUUUUGUCCAACCAUUUUUUUGUGAAAACAAAACAAACAAAAAAAAAAAAAUAAUAUAUAUAUAUAUAUAUAUAUAUAUAUAUAUAUAUAUAUAUUUAUUAUUUUUUUAUUUAUUUAUUUUUUUCCUUGCAUACUAAUGUUUCAGCUAUAUGGGAUACCUUAUGUAAACUCAUAUUUAUCAAUCUGAUCCAUCACAGCUUUCUAAAGCCCUCUGCUUAGACACAUGCAUGUGAUACACUGUGAAAGUGACAUUUAUAAUAAGUAUAUAGUGUGUGUCUGCAUGUUUUUUUUUUUUUUACUUUACUUUUGAGGACCACCCCAUAUAGUUAACUUACACUCAAUAUUCCUAAUGAUAGCCUGUGGCAAUAGAUAAAGGUAUUCUCUGUUCCUACUGUAGUCAGGCUGGUAGAUAAAGGAACUACAUUAGAAAGUACUUUACAAUAGAUUUGUAUUUUUUAUUUUUUUUAUUUGCAUUUUUACAAUUUGAUUUUUACACACACUUAAUGCUUCAAUAAUCAGAAGCAGUGAGCAUGAAAUGCAUUUAUGACUUGCUAGGCAUGGAUGAAGGCACACAGUUUGAUUUGCAAUUAACCGUAUUCAUUUUCUGCACGUCAGUUGUUCUGUUGGAUUUACUCUUCUAAUCUGCUACUUUUAAUGAUACCUGCAAGUUGUGGAUUAUCUCUGCUACAUACAGUAUUGCAAAGGCAUAUUGACAGCUCUUUUUAAAGUUAAAAAGGAAAAGAAAUCUUUGGUUUUGGUCAGUGGAUUUGCGUUAACAUGCACCUGGCAUAAAAUAAAUAUAAAGUGGUGGCCCUUAGAAAACCUUUGAUAUAAACAGCUUGUCAGUCACAUUUCUGAAAAGUAUAUCGAAUAGGUUUUGUUUUCAAUUGCAACUCGUUGUUGACUUUCAGCUAUAAACUGCAAUUGUAGGGGCUGAGUACAAAUACUUGGGCACCCACAGUGGUAAAAAUCUCUAUAUUCUAGGCGUUUUAGAAUGUGGUAUUUAGUAUUGUGUGUGUGUGUGUGUGUGUGUGUAUGCAAUUUGUGUCCUGGAUGUGCCAGGUUUGAACCAGAUAACAAUGUUGGCUGCUAAAUCCUUAAAGGAACACUCAAAGCACCCAAACAACAUUGGCUUACUUAAGAAGUUUUGGUGUAUAGAUCAUUCCUCUGCCCCCUCAAUGCUCAAUUCUAUGCCAUUUAGGGCUUAAUUUGUUUAUGCAUCCCUAACUAAACCUCUUCUCACGAAACUCCUGUAAAGAGAGAUCUAAUUUUUAAACUUCCUUUAUUGCACAGUGUGUUUUAUUUAGAAUUUAUCUCCUGCUAGGUUAUUAACCUGCAGGAGCCUCCCCUGUGUGUUAAAGUUCAAACGACAGAGCAGGCGAUCACUUUUAACGUAAGCACAGCGUGCUUUAAGAUCUGGUUAAAAAAAAAUAUUUUUAUGGAGGCUGUGUAAGUCACAGCUAGAGAUGUGGUUAGAGCUGCGUAAACAAAAACAAGUGAUUGAACUCCUGGAUGGCAAAGAUCAAAAUAAAACGUAAACAAAACUUGGAAUUUGACUAUAUGUCUGGUAAACCGUAAUUCACCUCUUUUAUAUUAAGUGCACCUACACUUAUUAUAUAAAAUUUUAUUCAGGAGAAAUAGGGCUUUCAUUAAACAUCAAAUAUUUAGCUAUGAAACAAUUUACUAUGAAUAAAAUAUAAAUAAUGUGAGAAAUUAAGAAAUGUGUUUUUUUUUUUUUGUUUUUUUUUGUUCUGCUUGACAUUUCAACUGUGAAUGUCAUAAUACUGUUUGCUUUUACUGCAAUAAAUUACACACAUUUGUAUUCAGCGAUGUCUCACGUGUGAAACAUUACCCCCUAUGUACAGGUUUUAUGGUGUCUUGGAAAGUUACAGGGUUAAAUAUAGUUCUAGCAAAUUAAAUUCUCUGUAAUUUCUUCCUGGGUUGUCAGGCAGGUCCUGCGAAUUGUAAUUAACAAAAUGACCUAAUUAUGUAAAAAUAUUUCAUAAAUAUAUACGUGUGUGUGUGUGUGUGUGUGUAUAUGUAUGUAUCUGAUCAUUUUUAAUGUACAUCUAACUGUGUUUAAACUUUAACUUUAUUACAGGCAGCAGGAGGACUACCUGUCAUUCCAGGCACUCCCCCUGCUGGCACUGUUAUGGACGGCUAUUCCGUCCAUGUAAUCGUGAGGUCCUUGUGAUCAGCAUGCCAGGCGAGUCCCCCCAUCGCGAUUGCUGGUGUGGGAUCGCCAGCGAUCAGGUUAGAGAAUAGAACGGCGGGGACGUGCUACGCCGCCCAUCAGCGUUUAGAGCCAGGUCCCCAAGGACAGCAUAGCACGCCUGCCGUCCUUAAGGGGUUAAGUAGGGGCAUGGUCUGUACACAGAAACUCCUUCAUUAAGUUAGAGAGACAAUUUAGUCACCAGAACAAUGACCGCUUAAUGUCGUUGUAAUGUCUAUAGCAUGUUCUUGCAGCCUUUAUAAUGUAAAUACUGCCUUUUCAGAGAAAAGGCAGUAGUUACUGCCUAGUAACACCUCUAGUGGCAGUCACUCAGACCACCAUGAGAGGUGCUUCCUGUGUCAAUGCUGCAGUGUCCAGCAUUGGCGUUCAGCAUAUCCAUGCUCUGCAUAGAUGCACUGAUUCAAUGCAUCUUUGAAGAGAUGCUGAUUGGCGCAGCGUUGAAAUUGUAAUUCCUGUAAAAUUAUCAGCCAAUCAGACCUUAGUAAAGCUUUGGAUAAGUUAUUCAGUUUUCAAUUUCCUGUACAUUACUAAACAAUUAAAUGCAUAAUACACAAUUGUUUAACAUAUACAUCUUUUUUUGUAAUUGUAGGAAAUUAUAUUUCAAGGGGCACCAUUACAGAUUAUCUUUGUGUAAUGAGGCUAAAAUGGUUAACAAAGCACUAUAGCCUCACCCGUUUGUAACAAUUUUUGAGUAGUUUAACAAAUAAAUGGUCUCUCUGAACAUUUCUAUUCGCCUAAGUGUUUGAAGCCUUUCAUUGCUGAAAUACUAAAACUGCACCCAAAGACUCCUUGCGUCAUAACCUAUAAUAAGCUCCCGUAGUUAUGUUUCAUUGAUUAGAUGCAUUGAUAUACUAUACAUUACCUAUAUUUGUGUGAAUAAAAUUACUUUUUUCUUGAAUAGGGAGGAGCAUUGUCACUGUACACUGCUCUUACUUCAACGCAGAAGUUAGCAGGUAUUAUCGCACUGAGUUGUUGGCUUCCAUUGAGGUCUUCCUUUCCUCAGGUAUUUGUGCAUUAUGGGUUUAUAUCUGUGAUCUGAAUGGGGAUAGUUGUCAUUUGGAUGAGGCGGGGGGAGAGGGUAAAAUAUACACUCUUAGUUCCUCCUAAAUGGAACUGCACAUUAUUGUAAUAAUGUCAAGAUUGAAAAUGAAUCUUAUAUGGAUGUAUACAUAUGAUUAAUAUUUGGGAUAGGCCUGUCACAUCAACAUUGUGCCCCAUUAUUUUGCCAAAGUCAGGUAUUUUUAUAGGCUUCAUGAAGAUUAAAGAUAGUUUUAAAUGGUUUUCACUGUAUUUUGUGUAGUGUCAGUUGGUCUCUACACUCCCCUUAUUAUGUAAACUUGUUCAGAUAAGUCCUGCUUUUUGUAACACCUCAAGAACCAAGGUUAUUCUUCAUUGUAGGAGCAGGAUAUUGUUAUUUUUAUUAUUUAUAAGGCAUUUUGUUCAAUCAAAAUGUCAUUGUUUCCAAUUUAGUGUGUCUGUCAUUUGGUUCAAGCAGAGCCCGCUCUGCUUUGUACUGGAAGAAUAUGUGAUCACGUUGGAGGUCCAGAUAGGGAAACCCAACUGGGGUAUUUUUGAACACUUUCCAGUGUUUUAAUAGGCUGCAAAUUGGUAGAUUAAAAUAUAUCCCUCUUACUCUAAAGCGAGAGGCAAUGUUUGUGCUUAGUAUUUCCCUACAAAAUGCAUACCCCAAGUCUUGGGGUAUGCUGUGCCUCAGAAGAAAAAAAUGAAUUGCAAACCCUGUGGUAAUUGAUCCACUCUAAAGUAAACCUGAAACUAAUUGCACCUGAUUUUAUUUGUGUAUUAUACUGCUUUUCAAAGUAUAAUCACAAAUUAUCUAAAUUUAUAUAUAUAUAUAUAUAUAUAUAAUUUUUUUUUAUUGGUGUUAUUCUAUGUGAUAUUUAAUUUACCUGAGUGUGGGGAAAAAUAGUAAUCUUAAAUAUUGAGCAUCUGCAUAACACAUAAAUGUUGUCUCAUAGAAAUGUAUAAAUUUUCAAUACACUUUUUUUUUUUUUUUUUAAUGAUUGUUUUCAUUUGUAUCUCCUAGGCUGCUGUGAAUAGUGCCAACAAAGAUACAUCUGUUUUACAAUGUCAUGGAGAAAGUGAUCCACUGGUUCCCCUCAUGUUUGGCUCUUUAACCUCACAGAAACUGAAGACCAUAAUAAACCCAGUUAAUGUUAAUUUCAAAACCUAUUCAGGAUUGACACAUAGCUCAUGCACCCAGGUGAGCUUUAUGUUUUCAAAAAAAAAUUCAUUCUGCUUCAGAGGUUCACCUCAAACUCUUAUCCUUGAUAAACUUCUAUUCCCACCUAGGUCAGUUUUUAGUGAUUUUGUAGACUUUCCAUCGAUGUGUCUCGGUUCAUUUCAUUUUAACUUUCGUGCACACAUUUAAUGUAUACUUUCACCUGAAUUCUAAUUCUCCAGUUUUCUUAUAAUUUUGAACAAGCUGAAUUAAAAAAUUCUCCAGUUUUCUUAUAAUUUUGCACAAGCUGAAUUAAAAAAUAAAUAAAAAUGUCCUCUGCAAGAUGUUCUGUUCCAUAUCAAAAUUGUUAGAUACUGUCAAUCUUAUUAAAAACAAAAAUACAAACACAAAUGCUCAUUAACUCCAUGCAUUUGUCAAGCCCUCACUUUUAAAAAAAUAAAUAAAAUGUAUUCUUGUCUGAGCCAUUUGUUCUUUAUGCUGAUAAAGGAAAGAAUAAGCAUAAAUAAGGGAUGAACUGUCUUUUAAGCCUAAGCUUGUAUAUUAUGCCAAUUGACAAAGUCUUUUUUAUGAACCUUUGUUAUUACUGCCAACAAACCUAAUACUGUAUUAUUCUGCAACUAGUUAAAGCUUGUAGUUCAAGCUAAUUACAAUCACCACCAUAUCAAAUUAUGUUGUUUGUGAAAUAAACAGGGUUCAAAUAAAAAACAGUGUCUCUGUGAAACCUUAUGGAGAAACUACAGCGGAUAAUUAAGGAACUCUAAUCUAGAUCAGUGAAUUGUUUAUGUAAAAAUAUAUUGCACUGGCCUGUUUUUGAGCAUGUAAUGCAUGAGUACGUUUUCUAUUUGUUUGUAAAAGGCAUUCAGAGAAGAAUGAUUCAGCUGAUGGGGUGAUUCCCCUACACAUAAUAUUUGCAAAGGAAAACAUAAGCAAACUGUCACAUAUAGAGACCUCUUUUGAUUCUAUGCCAUCUGUGUUGAUUUUUCCAAAGUUGUUUUCCUAAAAGGGACACUUUUAAUCCCCUAAAGCACUUCAGCUUGAUACAGAUCAACAGCUUUUGCAACCUGUUUUUUUUUAAAUAUACCACCAAUGAAAAAAAAUGCAUAAUUAAAUGCAAAUCAGUUUCAGUGUCUUCUCUAUUCAAGCCUUAGACUGCGAAGUAGCUAGAAAUAGCUGACUGGUGCCAUGUCCAAGUCUUUGGGUUUAAAUAUUCGUUAACAGUUCAACACCUUGAGGUAAGCCUCCUUGCACCAUAACAUGUUCAUUCCAAUAAAGUUAUGGUGCCUGGAUUGUUCCUUUAAAAAAAUAAAAAUAAAAAAAAAUAAUCAGGUCUGUUGUAAUUAUCAGAUACUGCACAGAAGACCAAGGCUUUCCUUGGUUUUCUUGCUAUUUAACAGAGUAGUAGUUGGACACGUUUUCUUAGCAAAGUUAUAAAGUAGUAGUAAAGAGAACUGUAUGCUAAAGUAAAAUUUUUGUGAAAUUAGGCAUUUAUUUUCUCAGCUGUUUUUAGGAUGUCUAGUAAAUGCUUGUAGAUAAACCGGUCACAAAAUGUCAAGCAGUGAUCUUGUUCCAUCCCCAGGUUAUAUGAACGAACAGAUCUACAUGGAAAUGUACCAUGUUUUUGCAAAAGUGCAGCUACAGACUCCGUGGAAUAACAAAGGCAAAUUGACAUCUAUCCAACAGUAAUGCUUGCAAUUGCUAAGCAAAUGAUGUUAUGCAUUAACUUGUAUUUAUGCAUCACGUUUAUUUAAACUGUCUUGUUUUUCAACAGGAGAUGUCCGACAUCAAGCAAUUUAUCGAGAAACAAUUACCUCCUGUCAAUUGACCAGCUCCCAAAUGCCUUCCUGAAAAGUACACCAGCAGCAAUCACUGUACUCUAAACCCUUAAGCAAGAAAGCAUAUUAAUAAUUGGAAAGUCAUUCACAGGGGAGAUAAGAAUAUAAUUAUGAUGUAUCUGUUUAACAGAGGCUGUACAAGACCGCUGACUGCACUGAAUAUCAAAUAUAGUGAUCUAUGGGUUGAAAUCUUCCCUACAAUGCAAGGGCUACUAAACCUUUUAUUACAGAUAGGCCUCUAGCACCAUAUAGCAGAAAUAUAAUUAACUUGGCAUGGUAAAAUAUUGCUGUACAUGAGCACAUAAACGAAGUUAAUGGCUCAUUUUGUAUUUCUUUUACUCAUGUUAUAUUUACUUUUCUGGAAAACGUGUCCAGCAUAUAGUUUUGCAUUGGACGUAGGUUUUCUCAAUAUCCCUGGAAAUUUGGCUUCUGUGCUAUGUCUCCAAUUGUUAUAUUUCUUUGAACAUAUGUUCUUUCAAACAUACACACUCUUUACUUGAAAAUUCCUUUUCCACUGAUGGAAUCUCAGUUAGCAUGUGCUAGAGAAAUAGGAGGCAUUCUUGUCUCCUUCAACCGUGAGACAUUGUAAUCCAAUUAAACUGCAGGUUUAUUAUGGAUAUUGUCUGGUGGUUAGAACUACACCUCUUGAAGCAUGGUUUAUGAAUGAUUUUGCUUCUAGAGCAUUGGUAUGUCAGAGUAGCCUAGAUAAUGACCAAGCUUACCUGCUUUCAAAGCUGAAGAUUAUUCAGGGGUAUGUGAUUAACUGCAUUGCUGGGUAUAAGCUUCUUAAUUUUGUAGGUACCAGAAAAUAACACGCAGAAAUGUGCAAGACAUAAUAGAAACUAUGAGACUGGGACUUUCAGUAGGGAGACAGAUAGGUGAGCUUUUCUUUUUACAAAAAGGAAUUAAUAUCACUAUUUGGAAGAGUAAGUUGGAUUUUGUGACAAGACUAUGCUUUAUGGUACAAAAUAAUUCCAUGAUAAAAUCCCUUUUGAAUCCUGGAUUGUUCUGCAUUCUUGACGCACAAGACUUUGGUGGUAGUCCUCUGUGAAUGACUUCUAAUAAACCUAAGAGAAGAGCAUUUUGCAAACUUGUGAAUGUCAACACUGUACGCAGCCCUGCUUUAGAUUUUUUUUUUUUCUCACGAAGACCACAGGCAGUCGAGCCAGUUAUCUCAGGCAGUAAGUAGAGAAGAGAAAAGAAAUGGACCAUAUAUUGCACAUAGCUUUAUCGUUAAUGCAAACCCUGCUUAAUCCCUAGUAGACCUGCUAUUCAAAUAACAAUCACCGACAAUUUAGAAUAUUUGAAGCAUGGCUGUGAACUUGCUGCUUUUUCCUUUUCAUUUAUUAGUAAAUUGCUAAACUACAUUUCUUUAGAAAACUGUAUUUUAUAUUACAAAAGAUAACAAUCAUCUUUUUAACCAUUCUUUCUUAGUUUAUUUCAUGCCAGUGAGUAGUUAACCUGAAAGUAAACAGCUAAUUUUCUUUAAUUUAAUGUUCAUGUCAUCAAAUGUUGUUCGUUUUUGUUUUUUCCCCUUGUAUUUAUUCAUAUGGUUAUUCCAAGACCGAAAAUUAUGAUCAAGCCAUAUUUUAACAUUACAGUUGCAUGAUAAACAUCCUGGUUGCUUUUCUACUUUUUAAAUUGUUUAUUCUUUAAAGGUAAUGGGAGACUUUGAUUUAAUUUUUAUUUGUAACAUUGUUUUAGUUAUUUAUGGUAGACUAUCUUUGUGUGUGCUUUUUUUUUUCCUCUCUAGAGUGACUGGUACAUUUAUGGUGGAGGGGAAAAAAAAAAAAUCCUGUUUCAAGACAACAUUAAAGCCAUGCUUUGAGCUUGUUCAAAAAUAUUGUGAAAUAAUGUUUUGUUUUUUUUGAGAGCCAACUUACUUUAGACAUUUAUACAUUGUCCAAAUAAAAUAAAAAAGGUACUUAAAGCA